GUGCGCCACGGCGAGGCGGCGCCGCGGCUCUGCAACAAGGACCCGCUGGUGCUCGAGAUGGGCUCGUACGUGCUGGAGCUGUUCCCCAACGCCAAGUUCAUCUUCAUGGUGCGCGACGGCCGCGCCACUGUGCACUCCAUCAUCUCGCGCAAGGUGAAGAUCACCGACUUCGACCUGACGUCGUACCGGCAGUGCCUGAGCAAGUGGAACGCGGCGGCGGCGGUGAUGCAUCGCGAGUGCCAGGCGCUGGGCGCGCGCUGCCUGGCCGUGCAGUACGAGCGGCUGGUGCUGCGGCCGCGGGAGACGCUGGCGCGCGUGCUGCAGUUCCUGGAGCUGCCGUGGAGCGAGCGCGUGCUGCACCACGAGCGCUACAUCGGCCGCCCGCACGGCGUCGCGCUCAGCAACGUGGAGCGCUCCAGCGACCAGGUGGUGCGCGCCGUGAACCGCGAGGCGCUGGACAAGUGGGUGGCGCACGUGCCGGCGGACGUGCGCGCCGACAUGGCGGAGCUGGCGCCCAUGCUGAGCCGGCUGGGCUACGACCCCUGGGCCAACCCGCCGCGCUACGCCGAGCCGGAGGACCCCGCCGCCGCCGCCGCGCCCGCGCCGCCCAACCACCCACUCGAUACUUAAAUACCUACUAAAUAAUUAUAAAAUAAAUUAUAUUACGUUACGUUGGA
Messenger RNA from Plutella xylostella (diamondback moth), 677 nucleotides. RefSeq names its product protein-tyrosine sulfotransferase. NCBI's taxonomy places the organism in Eukaryota, Metazoa, Arthropoda, Insecta, Lepidoptera, Plutellidae. Gene Ontology annotation, biological process: peptidyl-tyrosine sulfation. Gene Ontology annotation, molecular function: protein-tyrosine sulfotransferase activity. Gene Ontology annotation, cellular component: Golgi apparatus. The record is from RefSeq and is a predicted model, not a curated record.